AUGCAACAAGACGCCAUAUUUCCGGGAGAAGUUCACGGACCACCUGGUCCCCCAGGACCUCCAGGACCCCCUGGGCCACCGGGUAUCAAGGGUCAUAGAGGCUAUCCUGGAUUUCCGGGUCCGAUUGGUCUCGACGGUCCGAAAGGAGACAUGGGUCCUCUCGGUAUCAAAGGCGAAAAAGGCGAUAUCGUAAAUUUCUUAAUUGCUAUUCCCAUGAUUUCUAAUUCUUCGUUUAGGGACCGAUUGGUCUUCCAGGUCAGCGUGGUCCAGUAG
Molecule: messenger RNA, 273 nt
Organism: Soboliphyme baturini
Lineage: Eukaryota; Metazoa; Nematoda; Enoplea; Dioctophymatida; Soboliphymatidae
Source: the annotation of a GenBank genome assembly